UUGAAGGCUCAAAGUUAAUGUUUUUGUGUUGGGUGUGUGUGAGAGAGAGAGAUUUGGGUGUUGAGGGGAAUUAGAAACGCAUGAUAAGGAGAGAGAGAAGGGAUCAUUUGAGUGAGGAUGGAUGCUUCUUUCAAUACACAAAACAAGCAUGGGAUCAUGGAUGAUGAACAUGGUCAUCAUCUCUUUGAGUCUUCAUUAUCUUCGUCGUCUGAUCUUUCCAGCGAUUCGGUUGCGUCGUUUCUGUCGGAUUCGACCGAGGAAGUGACUUCUUCUGCAUCGUCUUCUUCGUCAGAUCGGCCAGCUGGGGGGUCUCUUUAUGAGAUGUCCUCUCUCAUGGAACAACUUCCAUUCAAGAGGGGACUUUCAAAGUAUUUCCAAGGAAAAUCUCAAUCAUUUACAUCUCUAUCAAACGUGAAAUGCAUAGAGGAGCUAGCCAAGCCAGAGAACCCUUACAAGAAGAAGCUGAAGUCAUGCAAGAGCUAUGGAGGGGGAUUAGACAGCCACAGAUCACACUCUCCUGGACCAUCUUCUAAGACCAUAUCAAAGAAGUCUUCCAGGAGUUCUUGUUCUUCUCUUAAUGCAAGGAGGAAUGGUUUUUUGGCGAACAGGCCCCCAAUCCCUACUCAUAGAACUAGUUCUCUUUCUAAUCAAACCCCUUUGUUUGCUUGAAGGGUGGAGAUAGUAAUACAAGAAGCUAAUCACAUCCAUCCACACUACCUAUGUAAGAGAGAGAGAGAGAGAGAGAGAGAAGAAGAAGAAGAAGAAGACGACGAAGAAAUUCUUGUAUGAUGGGAGAUCUUAAUUUUAUUUUGUUACUUGGUAUGUACAGAGUGAAAAAAACCCUUUCAUACAGAGUCCUCUUUCAAGGACAGAAACUGUUUUAGAA
Messenger RNA from Magnolia sinica, 886 nucleotides. Its product is annotated as protein OXIDATIVE STRESS 3-like. The record is from RefSeq and is a predicted model, not a curated record. The transcript is spliced from 2 exons. The coding region runs from base 118 to 669 and encodes 183 amino acids. Lineage: Eukaryota; Viridiplantae; Streptophyta; Magnoliopsida; Magnoliales; Magnoliaceae.